Messenger RNA from Fundulus heteroclitus (mummichog), 3726 nucleotides. RefSeq names its product armadillo like helical domain containing 4 (gene armh4). The record is from RefSeq and is a predicted model, not a curated record. Bases 612 to 2390 code for a protein of 592 amino acids. NCBI's taxonomy places the organism in Eukaryota, Metazoa, Chordata, Actinopteri, Cyprinodontiformes, Fundulidae. The transcript has 8 exons.
CUUUUGCUUAUGUCGGUACUCUAUACUGCUUGUGGUAAACUCCACUAUAUGCUACUUUGACCCUGUCUAUCACUGCAAAAAAGGCGUAUUAAAGCUCGCAUUGUAAUGGCAUAGUUCAGCCAUCUCUCAGGCUUUUCCCUGCGGUCUCGUCUUCUCCUUACAGCAGACCACCUGUAAUCUGAGGGGAGGGAGCUGUCCGUUCAGCACCACGGUCCACCUGCGGGGCGGGGGGACCCGGGAACGAGUGGAUCGCAGAACUUGCGUGGCGAAGAAUAAAAAAAUAACCCCCCCCCCCCCCCCCCCAAAAAAAAAAAUAAAAAAUAAAAAUUCCAAUCCAAACCUCAAAAAUAGGAGGAGGAUUUUCCUUGCAGGUUGUAAGCAUUUUGGUUGCAGCACUCAUGCAGACGGAUAGAGACAGUGACGCCGAGCUGCACAAAAACAAGCAUCCCCGGCUUGGUUUCUGCACUGGACUCCACUGAAUUCAGCCUCGAUUCGACAUAAGAGAUUAAUUUAUCUUUUUUUAACACUCUGCAAGAGAACCUCGGCGUCCUAAUGCAAGAAAAUCCACCAUGAGCUCUUGAAGCAGGCGCUUGGACGACACAGAGAAGACAAUGUCCUCCAUUCUCCAGGGGCUCCUCCUGGCAGAGACCUGUCUCUAUGUCUAUGGAGCCCCCACCUACGCCCCAGGCUUUGACCAGAUGCAGGGCGGGUCAUGUGAAGAGCACUGUGCCAGCUCAGUGACAGCAGAUGGAGUAACAUACCCCACAGAGUCUGUUCCCUUGGAGAAAGAGCACGUUACCAGCUUCAGUCUGAAUGUAGGUGCAGGAGGAGGGACUGGCCCACAUGGAGGACCAGAGGGGAUAGACCCAGUGACGCAGACAGAAAAUGGGGACAGCGCCGGUAGACGGUUCGGGUUGAGCAAGGCUGGUCGAGAGGCACAAAAGAAGACUGAGAGCAUAUCUGAAGAGGAAAAUGUGGAUAGUGCAAAAGAAGACAAGCCUGUCGGCAGCACGCCUUUAGGUCCAACAGAUGGGAGAGAGCGGUUGGACACGGACAUGAAUACCCAUACACAGUCGUCUUAUUGGGCCUCCGUUGCACCACAGACGGACUCUUCCUACAGCCAACAGAGCAAACAAGGUGGAACAGACCGGACAAAGCCAUCUGCUUUUGAUUCUGGGCAGGGUGAAUACUCAGAAGCAACCUUGCAAUCUUCCACAGAGCCUCGAAACACUCCCCUGUGGUCCCCGACACUGGCGUCCCUUAGUCCCAUCCCUCCGUCAUUGUUGGUCACUCCUCGGACUUCCACACAUCUGACAGUCUGGGGCCAUGAUGGACCAACAAAAUCCUCACCUUCGGAUCUGAUGUUACCUGAAAUUGGACCAUUAAACAUGAUGCCCAGAGAUGAUGGCCUGGAAAGCCUGUGGACUGAGGCAGCAAGACCUACUGGAGCAGACACGGCGGUCCCACUCUCUCAGGAUGACGCCACGGAGGCCACCAUGUCAUCAGAGGCGCUUCCCCUCAUCUUCGAGCCCUUCGAAGAUGUCACAGAGGAGGGCCCGGCCGGAGCAGCGGCGGUGGCGGUCUCCCAAGCGCCAGUCCGGUCUCCUGGUGCCAUGGCAACCAGGCUGCAGCCUACGUCAGAGGUGGACCCUGACCAGCUGGCCGCAAUGAACACUGACAGCGACGGCCCCUCCAGAGAGCCCCCAGUCCUUCUCUCUGACUGGACAUCACCUUGGCAGGCGUCUGGCUCCGAGCUGCUGGAGCCGGCCAGCACCUUGGGAGCCUCUGCUUCGCCGCAGCAGAUCCAAACUGAGCAGGAGGAUCGUCCAGGGAAAGAUGCUAUGGGGACCAUAAACUCUGUAACCAACAUGCCCUCAGCAGCAUCCUACCUCCCACCCCUCCACAAUGCAAUGACAACCAUGGCGAGCCAUCAGCUCUUGCACAACUCCAGAACAGGGUUAGACGAGAUGGAGUCUGAGGAGGAGCUGGAUGAGGACGACGAGAACUCCGAGGAAUCGGUGGAGGAAGACAGUGAAGAAGACCUGACAGAAACGCAUAAAGCAUCCUCCUCUCGGCCACCGUACAGUCUCAUCCCUCCGCCACCCGUCUGGGUUCAGCGCAACCAGGGGCUGAUGCGUAGCUGGGCAGAGCUGAUCAGAGAAAAGGCUGGUUAUGUGUCUGGGAUGUUGGCCCCCGUGGGAAUUGGCAUCACGGGGGCCCUGUUGAUUGUCGGCGCCCUCUACAGCAUCCGAAUGCUCCACCGCAAAAGAAGGAACAGCUUCAAACACCAGAGGAGGAAGGCCAGGCAGCCAGAGCAGCCUCGGGAGCCUGGCACCAGCUGCCAGGAUCAAGCCAUGCUACUGGCUGACAGCUCUGAGGAUGAAUUCUGAGGGCGGAUUUUCAGGCGUCUUUUUCGGGGGGUGAUCUUUAGCAGAUGCUCCCGUAGAAGUAGUCUGGCAAAGGUCUCUAUCGCCAUAACUGUAUUUCCCAUCAGCUUUGCCCGUUUUGGGCACGGCUCGUCUGAUUUACCGAAGGCAACUUGAGCAGUGUGAACACGCGGCACACAGGUCAGCUUUAAACCCGCUUGUGUUUGCAGUGUCAACACUGCUCUGAAAGUUUGUCAAGGUAUAUACAGUUUUGGUAUAAAAGGCCCCAUUUCAGUUCUUGGCGUUUACAAAUUGAGACAAAAAUGACCUUGUUUCCCCGGUUGUAAAAGUUAUUUCACUCAAGUGUACAGAAACAGACAGCAGAUUCAACACUGUCCCAGUUUUUUAAACACAGAUGAGGCUUAAAAUAGAAUCACGGAGAAAUCCUGCAGCCCUCGUUGCCAGGUCAUAAUUUGGGCAUAAGUUAAAGAUGCACAAAACUACUUUGGUAUACAGAGAUAAGUUUGUUAUAACAAUAAUACAUUUAUUUCAAUGUGACUCUCAAAACGCUCAAGGACACUGUACAGAACAAGCAGCAUAGUAACAAUAAAGAUAAAGCAACAAACAAUAAAAGUGAACCGGCGAUCACAGAGAGUACGCACUUUUGAACAGAUGAGUUUUGAGUUUCGACUUGAACUGGUCGAGGGUGUCACAGUAUUGUGGAUGUCUGGAGGGAGAGAAAUCCAGAGUUUGGGAGUAGAGGAGAGAAAUCUCUGCUCCCCAUGGUGCUGAGGUGGGAAGGAGGAACAGUGAAAUGAACGGAUGAGGAGGAUCUAAGGGAGCAGGAAGAAGUAGCAAUAUGAAGAAGAUGAGAAAGGUAGAGGGGAACGAGGUUGUGGAGGGCCGUGAAGGUGUACAGACGGACGUUUUAUUCUAUUCUGAAUCUAACCAGGAGCCAGUGGAGCUGCUCCUGGUUAGAUUCAGGACUGGGGUAAUGUGGUGAAAUGAGGAGCUUUUGGUAAUAAUGUGAGCAGCUGAAAUCUGAACCACGUUUGGAUGAAGGCCAAAGAGAAAAGAGUUACAGUAAUCCAUGCAAGAGGUGACAAGGCUAUGGACAAGAAGUGAUGGGCAGUGAGGGAAAAAGUAGGGACGAAGGCGAUUAAUGUUGUGUAGAUGAAAAAAGGUAGAAUGGGUGAUGGUAUUGAUGUGAGAGUAAAAGGAUAGAGCACUAUGGAGGAUGACACCCAGACUCUUGACCUGGGGUGUGGGGGAGACUAUAGAAUCAUCAAGUGAAAGAGAGAAACUCUCAGCUUUGGAUAAUAUAGAUUUGGUUCCUUCAAGGAAGAUCCCAGUGUUACCA